UGCUCUUCUUCUAAGCCUUCAAAAAGCUCACUCUUUCUCUCUCUACUGUAAAAAAAAAGAAAAAAAAAAGAAAAAAACAUUGCCCUUUCUUACUCGUCUAAUUUUCUUUCGUUUUCUCGGGAAAUAUUUGAUUUUUCGAGUAAAAUUCUGGUUCUUUUCCACAAUGCCAAUCAACAAAGAAUCCACGCCUCCGCCAAUUAUCGGAAAAGCCGGCCGGUACACGGUGUUCAUCACUCCUCCUUCUACUCCCAAACCCUCCGAAAAUGGCCUGCCUAGCUCUCCCAAGAAAGUGGCGGUCUCGACUCCGCCGCCGCCGGUGCAGCCUCCGCCGCAUCGGUUCGAGAAGCAGCCGCCGCCUGCUUCGGGCGCCUCGGUGUUUGGGUUAUUCUGGGACGCGGUGGCUAAAGUGCAGAAUGCGCAUUCGAGUUUGGAUGAGUAUUUGGCGGAUUGGUUCGGGUUGAAUCAGUCGAAGUAUCAGUGGGCUUUGGAUGAUUACUACAGAGGCAAGGGUGUGGGAAGUGAGGAUGCUAAAGCUAAGGAAAUGACCGGAAAAGGGCAGAGUGUGUAAAAUACUGCAAAAGGACAGGAUGUAAUGUAAAUUAAGCAAGAAUAUGUGAAGUCUGUCUGGGAUGCUUGAAGAAAAUUCUUGUCCAAGUCUCUGGGACUAUAGUUAUUGUUGUUGUGAUUACUGAUUAUCUACCUCUAUCAUGGCCGCAUCAGCCAACAGAGUAUUUGUCAACUCUGAGCUUUGUUGUCUCACUGUAAUCUUUCUUCUUUCUUUGUUGCCUGUGAUGCAUAUUUUGGAUCGACUCACCAACAUAUAUCAUCUUGAAAAGUCAAAAGAGACUGACUUGUUAUAUGAUAUUUUAUCCUGCUGAUUUUAUUUUUCGAA
Vitis riparia (riverbank grape) is the source of this 892-nucleotide messenger RNA. RefSeq lists its product as uncharacterized. Bases 164 to 568 code for a protein of 134 amino acids. The transcript is spliced from 4 exons. The record is from RefSeq and is a predicted model, not a curated record. Lineage: Eukaryota; Viridiplantae; Streptophyta; Magnoliopsida; Vitales; Vitaceae.